This is a messenger RNA of Lagopus leucura (white-tailed ptarmigan), 930 nucleotides long. RefSeq names its product claudin-4-like. Lineage: Eukaryota; Metazoa; Chordata; Aves; Galliformes; Phasianidae. Gene Ontology annotation, molecular function: structural molecule activity. The record is from RefSeq and is a predicted model, not a curated record. Gene Ontology annotation, cellular component: plasma membrane; bicellular tight junction. Gene Ontology annotation, biological process: cell adhesion; bicellular tight junction assembly.
AUGCCACCGUUGCCCUUCAGCACCCCGAGCUGGGUCAACCCGGGCAUCUCCUGCCCCUGGGCAGCGUGCGGCCGUGCUCCUGCUCCUGGGUGGCCUCAUCCCGGCCCCCUGCGCCAUCCGUGGGAGCAGCGAUUGGGUGUCAUGGCCGUGGGGAGAAAUGCGAGAGGAGAUCCCGGGAAACUGGUUCUACCCCUCCGUCCGGUGCCGGCGGGAUGGCGGGUGGCGGCGGAGCUCCUCCCUCGGCGAGGGCAUAUAACGCCCGGCAUGGUCCCGGCGGGCGGCACUGCGUGGCGGAGAGCGAUGGCCUCCAUGGGGCUGCAGGUGCUGGGCAUCGCCCUGUCUGUCAUCGGCUGGCUGGCGUCCGUCCUCUGCUGCGCGCUGCCCAUGUGGCGCGAGACCGCCUUCGUGGGCAACAACAUCGUGGUGGCUCAGAUCAUCUGGGAAGGGCUGUGGAUGAACUGCGUGGUGCAGAGCACGGGGCAGAUGCAGUGCCGGGUGUACGACUCCAUGCUGGCCCUGCCGCAGGACCUGCAGGCCGCCCGCGCGCUGCUGGUGGUGGCCAUCGUGCUGGCUGUGCUGGGCACACUGCUCGCCAUCGCCGGCGGCAAGUGCACCACCUGCGUGGAAGACGAGACGGCCAAAGCCAAGGUGAUGAUCCUCUCCGGCGUCACCUUCAUCGUCUCCAGCGUCCUCAUCCUCAUCCCCAUCUGCUGGUCGGCCAACGCCAUCGUCCGGGACUUCUACGACCCGCUGGUGGCCGACUCCCAGAAGAGGGAGCUGGGCUCGUCGCUUUACGUGGGCUGGGCGGCCUCCGCGCUGCUGUUGCUGGGGGGGGCCAUGCUGUGCUGCACCUGCCCGCCGCGCGGUGAGAAGCCCUACUCCGCCAAGUACAGCGCGGCUCGCUCGCUGCCGGCCAGCAACUACGUGUAG